AUGAAUAAUUUUAGUUUCAAAAAUAAUCCAUUAAAUUCAUUAUUUUAUGAAAUAAAAUCAUUAAUCAAUCAACAAGAUGGUAAUAAAUUAUCAACAAUAUUAUCGUUGGAAAAAUUUUCCUUAACAAAUGAAAUUCGUAAUGUAUUGUUGAAUGGAAAUUCAAAUUGGGAAAAUUCAUUGGGAAAAAUAUUGGAUACACCAUGGGAUGAUGUUGUUCAUUAUCAUUUUCUGUCAUUACAAUCAUUAUUAAGUGGUCGAAAUUAUUUAACAGCAUUUGGUGAUCAAUGUUCAAUGAUACAAUCAUUGGUUAAAGUUUUGACACAAUCAAAAGAAGAAAAUUGGAUGCUGCCGGUUGUUUAUGUUGCUGCAAUUGAACUUCGAAAAUUAGCCAUAUGUGCCGAUUCAAUGGCUUCAACCAAUACCAAUGCGAAAGCUGUCAAGCCGGAUGCUAACAUUGAAGAAGCAGCAUCACAAUUGAUGAGCCUGUUUCGUGCUUGUGCCAAUGAUUCUCGUACAUCGAUCGAAGUUAGUAAACGUAAAGGAAUGAUGAAUAUUAUCAAUCAAUUGUUUAAGAUUUAUUUUAAAAUCAAUAAAUUAAAUCUCUAUAAACCAUUGGUUCGAGCAUUGGAAAAUGCAAAUAUUGAUGAACAUUUUACAUUGGCCGAACGUGUUACUUAUUCAUAUUUUACUGGUAUGAAAUCAUUAUAUGAUUCGGAUUAUCGUAAAGCUGAUCGUUUAUUAAGUUUUGCCUUUGAACAAUGUCAACGAAAAAUGGAUAAAAAUCGUCGUAUAAUAUUGAUAUUUUUAAUACCAGUUAAAAUGUUAUAUUCCGGUUGUAUGCCAACCAAAACUAUUCUACAACAAUAUGAUCUACUACAAUUUGAUAGUUUAUGUGCAGCAAUUCGUGAAGGUAAUCUUUAUGAAUUUGAUCAGGCUAUCGAAACAAAUUCAGAAUUUUUCUACAAUUAUGGUAUUUAUUUUACAUUGGAAAAAUUAAAAAUAUUAGUUUAUCGUAAUAUAUUCAAAAAAGUGGCGAAAAUUGUUCAAACACAUCAAAUUGCAUUACAAUAUUUUGUCGAUGCUAUUAAUUAUUAUCAAUCAAAUCGUAAUCGAAUUGAAUUAGCUGAUGAUGAUAAAAUAACAUUGGAAGAAAUACAUUGCCUAUUGGCUAAUCUUAUUGCUGAUAAUAAACUAAAAGGCUAUAUUUCAUUACAGCAUCAAAAAUUGGUCAUAUCCAAACAGAAUCCAUUUCCAAAAUUAUCACCCGAUGUUUGAUUCAUUCAUUCAUUCAUUUAUUCUGAACAUUUUUUGUUUUGUUUUGAAUGUAAAUAUAAU
Molecule: messenger RNA, 1335 nt
Organism: Dermatophagoides pteronyssinus (European house dust mite)
Lineage: Eukaryota; Metazoa; Arthropoda; Arachnida; Sarcoptiformes; Pyroglyphidae
Gene: PCID2
Product: PCI domain-containing protein 2
Biological process (GO): transcription elongation by RNA polymerase II; post-transcriptional tethering of RNA polymerase II gene DNA at nuclear periphery; poly(A)+ mRNA export from nucleus
Cellular component (GO): transcription export complex 2
Molecular function (GO): RNA binding; double-stranded DNA binding
Source: RefSeq, a predicted model, not a curated record